UAUGCGAUUACAUUAGCAACAAAUAAUAUCAAUAAAUUAUUUAUGAAUCGUGUUGGUUUAGUUGUUCGUUGGAUACCAUAUUCAGAGGAAUCAGAAAUUGAAAAUUAUUCAAAUUGCAAAAUUUUAAUUAACAAUUAUCAAUGGUCUCAGUGGACAGAAUUCGAGAAACAAACUGUUCAACAUUGCGGUAUUAGCACAUAUAUUCGAUAUUAUAAUUUAAGAAUUAUAAAAGCAAUUCAAACUAAAACGAAAAAGACAUUAUCAACAUAUUGUCCUGCAACAGUGCAGUAUAAACAAACAUGGCAACGUGCAUGUAAGUUUCGUUUCAAUAAAAUAUCACGGUAA
Messenger RNA from Cercopithifilaria johnstoni, 345 nucleotides. The record is from the annotation of a GenBank genome assembly. Lineage: Eukaryota; Metazoa; Nematoda; Chromadorea; Rhabditida; Onchocercidae.